Phoenix dactylifera (date palm) is the source of this 1849-nucleotide messenger RNA. Its product is annotated as putative protein phosphatase 2C 11. Gene Ontology annotation, molecular function: cation binding; protein serine/threonine phosphatase activity. The record is from RefSeq and is a predicted model, not a curated record. NCBI's taxonomy places the organism in Eukaryota, Viridiplantae, Streptophyta, Magnoliopsida, Arecales, Arecaceae. Gene Ontology annotation, biological process: protein dephosphorylation.
AUUCUUUCCCGUACCCGGUUUUCUUCCCCGUCCCUCUCCCUACCCCUUCUUAUUCUUCUUUCCCACUGUCCUUUUCAAAGGCUUCUUUUCAAAGGAAUCCAUCUCAGUUUGCUGUCUCCUCCUUUCCAUCUAGGGGGUCGCCAGGGGCCGUCUUUCGCUCGUUUUUGUGAGGGCUCGGCCCAUUGACCAGCCUGCACUUGCCUGGCCUAUGGGCCGGCCCGAAGAGGCUAGGCCCAAGGCCACACAAUGCCCUAUGGCACGAAGUGAUAGAGAAGAAGACUCCUAUCAGGUGACACCAUGCCCUAUGGCACGAAGCGACAGAGAAGAAGACUCCGUCCUCCGAAUCUAGUGAAAAUCGAGGACUCCUAGGACAAUCCAAGUUCAUCUGUGACUCGAAGACUUUGCUUAUUUAACUUUCCUCCUCCUCCUUGAAUUUCCUCCACUGGAACGUCAAGAAUAGCCGUCGAUUUCAAGCUUCUUCUUCGAGCCUUCUUCCUCGUUUCCUCGCUGGAAAGAGUCGCCGGAGGCUUCGCCGGACCAAGAUUGAUUCAACCCAAAAAUGGGGAUAUAUCUUAGCACUCCAAAAACUGAGAAGUUUUCUGAAGACGGUUCAAAUGCCAAACUUGCAUUUGGUUUGUCAUCUAUGCAAGGCUGGCGUUCAACUAUGGAAGAUGCACAUGCUGUUGUGCCAGACCUUGACAAUUGCACAUCAUUCUUUGGUGUUUAUGAUGGCCAUGGAGGAAAAGUAGUAGCCAAGUUCUGUGCGAAGUAUCUGCAUGCUCAAGUACUCAAGUAUGAAACUUAUAUGGGUGGUGAUUUAGCUGCUUCAGUACAAAAAGCUUUUUUCAGAAUGGAUGAGAUGAUGCGAGGACAGAGAGGGUGGAGAGAAUUAGCUGUACUGGGAGAUAAGAUAAACAAAUUUACUGGCAUGAUUGAAGGCUUGAUAUGGUCCCCAAAGGGCAGUGAUUCUAAUGGCCGCUCGGAUGACUGGGCUUUCGAAGAGGGACCCCACUCAGAUUUCUCUGGACCAACAUCUGGGUGUACAGCUUGUGUGGCUGUCAUUAGGAACAACCAACUCAUUGUUGCGAAUGCUGGUGAUUCUCGUUGUGUAAUCUCAAGGAAGGGUCAGGCAUACAAUCUGUCAAGGGAUCACAAGCCAGAGCUUGAUGUUGAGAAAGAAAGAAUCCUUAAAGCAGGAGGUUUUAUUCAUGCAGGACGAGUAAAUGGAAGCUUGAACCUUGCAAGAGCCAUUGGUGACAUGGAAUUCAAGCAGAACAAGUUUUUGCCAGCUGAAAGGCAAAUUGUGACUUGCAAUCCAGACAUAAACAUUGUGGAGCUUUGUGAGGAUGAUGACUUUCUCAUUCUGGCAUGUGAUGGAAUCUGGGAAUGCAUGUCAAGCCAGCAACUGGUGGAUUUCAUCCACGAGCACAUAAAGACUGAGAGCCGCCUGUCUGCAGUGUGCGAGAGAGUAUUUGAUAGGUGUUUGGCACCAUCAAUAGCCAAUGGAGAGGGAUGUGACAACAUGACCAUGAUCUUGGUCCAGUUUAAAAAACCCAUCAAGUCCAGUGUUGCCAGCACAUAGUAUCACUCUGGUUAGCUGAGCUUGAAAUUAUUUUUGUGGCUCUGCCUUCCCUUAUUGUUCAAAGUGCAAGAUAUGUAACAAUGUGACCCUCUCUUUAGUUAUAUCUAGAUUCACGCAUCUAUUCCAUGUACAUGAUUAGCAUGACUCAGUAGUGGUUGGCUUCAAAAGAUGACAUUUUGUGUCUAAAUUGGCAGGUUCCUUUGGACUGUACAUGUAAUGUAAUUAUUUGGUCUUAUCACAUAUAGAAAGCAUAUUCUUUCUCAUUUA